CCCGAAUUCCAAAACUUCGCCCUCUCCCCGCCCAAAUCCCGCGCGCCUCGCUCCCAAUCCCCAUUCCCCAACUUCGCGAAGCUUCUCGAAGGCUUCCAAUGUCCGCGCCGCCGCCGCCCCAGGCACCUCCGUUCGCCGUCGACGACUUAUACGAUGACGACGGCUUCGACUGGGAUGCCGCCGUGCGGGAGAUCGACGAGGCCUGCGCCGCCCGGGCGUCGGCCUCCGCCUCCGCCCCGGCGCCGGCGCAUCAUCCGCUGCCGCCGUGGCCCCCGGAGCCAUCGGCGACGGCGCCGCUUCACAGGCCACCGGCGGCGGUUGGCAGCGGCGCGGCGCGGCAGUCUACGCUCGACCGCUUCGUCGAUUCCUUCACUAAGAGGAGGCGGGAGAAAGAGGGGCCCGUGCCCGCACCCGCCCCCGCGGUGGAGCCUGGUGGCGGCGGUGUGGGGCGGCCAGGAGUCCUCGCGGGAGAGGGGAGCUCGCGACAGGCGGGCGACAAGGCUGUGGAGGAUCGCUUCGUCGAAUCUUUCACCAGGAGACAGCGGGAGAAGGAGAGGGCUGUGCCGGCGGCACCGGCUGGUGGCCGGAAGCGCCCUGCGGCCCGCGCUAACAAGGGAUGCCCGCGGCGGGCCAAUGUUGAGGUCGAGCUCGAUUCCUGUGCUGUGGCCCUGGACCUCGAGGCGGUGCAAACGUGGAUCUAUCCUACUAAUGUAGACGUCAGAGAAUACCAGAAACAUAUGGUUGAGAAGUCUCUAUUUACCAAUACGUUAAUAGCUUUGCCGACUGGACUUGGCAAAACUUUUAUUGCUGCCGUAGUGAUGUACAACUACUAUCGAUGGUUUCCUGAAGGGAAAAUAAUAUUUGCUGCCCCUUCACGUCCUCUUGUUGCUCAGCAAAUUGAGGCAUGUCUCAAUACAGUGGGAAUACCACAGGAGUGGACAAUAGAUUUGAGAGGGAAUAAAAACCCUUCCAGUCGAUCAGUUCACUGGAAGUCAAAGAGAGUGUUCUUUGUCACUCCACAAAUUCUUCAGAAUGAUAUAAAAUCUGGUAUAUGCAUGGUAAAGCAAAUAGUUUGCUUGGUGAUAGAUGAAGCCCAUCGUGCCUCAGGAAAUUAUGCUUACUGCAUUGCUAUUCGAGAGUUGCUAGCAGCUCGUGUUCCUUUAAGGAUUUUAGCUCUAACUGCUACACCAGGAUCCAAGCAUGCAGGUAUUCAAAGUGUUAUAAACAAUUUAUGCAUUUCGGAGUUGAUUUAUUGCGAUGAAGAGGAUUCUUUAGUGAAGGAAUAUGUUAACACACGCAAAGUUCGAGUUGUGAAGGUCCCUUUUGGAAGCGAUGCAACUCAAGUCGACGGUAUGCUUAUGGAUAUUAUACGCCCACAUCUUAAUCGGUUGCGUGAUGCUGGCGUGAUUGAUCAUCGUGAUUAUGCAAAAUGGACCCCAUUUGAACUUAUUAAAUAUAAGGAUAAAUUCAAGGAAGCACCCCCAUCAAACAUCCGUGAAAAGGAGAGAGGGGAAAUUGGAAGGUCUUUCGUAGCUCUUGGCUCACUUUUUCACAUGAGGAAGUUGCUUUGGAGCCAUGGAAUCCAACAAGCACACCAGUUCCUUGAAGAGAGUGUUAAUAAAGGGUCAUUAAAUUUGAUGCGCAAGAAUGAACUCUUCUGGAAACUAAAAGAAAAGAUGAAGCUUGUCUCAUCUCAAGGUUCGACUCCAAAAAUACGGGAAUUGAUAAAGCUGAUGGAUGAGUACUUCAAUACGACUAAUUCGCAGGACUCCAGGAUUAUUAUAUUUUCCCAUUUCCGGGGAAGUGUCAAUGAAAUAUAUUGCUCACUACAUAAUAUUGAUGAUAAACGUAUCAGACCUGUCGAAUUCAUUGGUCAAAGCUCUUCAGGUAAACGGUUGAAGGGGCAAACCCAGAAAACUCAACAAGCUAUUCUGCAGAAAUUUCGAAAUGGGGUAUAUAAUGUUUUGGUGGCAACAUCCAUUGGUGAGGAAGGACUAGAUAUUAUUGAGGUUGAUCUUGUGAUCUGUUUUGAUGCCAAUGUUUCACCAUUAAGGAUGAUUCAACGGAUGGGAAGAACUGGGAGAAAGCAUGAAGGGCAAGUUGUGGUUUUGGCUUGUGAAGGACAGGAGUUGACUGGAUACACAAAGAAACAAGGAGAUAGUCGAACCAUGAGGAAGCUAUUACGUAACAGUGAGAGAUUUGAGUACCAUGCUAGUCCUAGGAUGGUUCCACAUAUCCACAAACCAGAAGUUAGGUAUGUUAAAUUGACAAUAGACAAAUAUAUUCCUAGCUCAAACAAAAUGAGGGUUGCUUUAAAAGAAGCAUCAUCAAUUCCGUGGAAGAUGUCAGAGGCAGAUGGUCAAUUGAUUGCUCAGUACUUUGGUGCAUGCAAAGAUGUUUGGAGGCCAUCCCUAGUUGCAUUUCCUAGAUUCCAGCUUUGUCCAAGUCUUGUUCACAAAGUUCCACACUCGUUCCGGACGACAGAUAUGCUAACUGAUGCUAUGCAACAACUUCAAGAUCCAUCUUUUUUUAGGACAAAGUGUGAAAAACCUUUGCAAGAAUCUGCUGAUGUUGCAGCUGUGAAGGGUCAUGUACAUGGAGGUUUCUAUGCUGCUAAUGGAAAUGAGGCAAUGCCUCAUGUAUCUGACAGCUUGGAAGCCUCACCCGGACUAGUGCAGUAUCAAAGUGUUUCUGUGCCAGGUUCUCCAGUUAGAAAGUAUCCUAUUCACUCGUUCUUCAGUGUUGAUUAUGUAACCGUGGAUAGGGGAGGCAAUGUUUCGAUUACUUUUGUACCUGUGCUGCCUCAGACAUCUGCAUUCCUCAAGGAUACAAAGAAUGCAGAUUGGCAUAAUAAAGACCGGAAUAAGGCCACACCUUGUAGAUCAGUGGCAGACAUCAGUUGGACAUCAGUUGAAUAUGUUUGCCCUGUUACUAAUUCAGCCAAACAUAUGUCCACGAAUAAUUUAUCAAGUUCAGCUAUGCAUUCCCCUGAGUAUGCUGGGCCCUGCGAUAAUGUUGAUGACAAUCAUGUGCUUACACCUCUACUACCUAAAACAUCGACUAGCCCGAGGGAAAAAUUGGACACUACCUGCAAUACUAAACUGCCACAGUCCACCAGUUCAUAUCAGGAAGAUAUGGAUCUUAGUCCCAGGUUAACACUAUACAUGGAAGAAGGAAUUGUUCCUGAGUCUCCAGUUGUUGAAGUUAGCCACUUGCAUCUUGGGAUAGAUGGAGCUGCGAAUAUUGGAUUUGAGCCAAAGCAUGCAUCUCCAGAGUUGCUCAGUGUGGGAGCUCACACCAAUUUAGCUGGAUGUAAAAAAGGACCGCUUGACUUAGAGAAAAAUAGUCAAUGGAUUUCUGUUGUCACUGAGCUUGGUGCCUCAGCAAGGCAGAAUGUGCUAGAUCAUACUCAAGCAAAAACAGGAGAGCCAACGGAACCUUCAAAUGUGAAAAUAUGUACUCCUACCAAACAUAUUCCUACUGAGAAUCUGCUGCAUGAUAGUUUCUCAGGUGAUUGUCUCCUUAGGUCUGGAGGUGGUGCAUCAGGGUCAGUUCCGCAAGCUCCUAAGUACAGAAGACUAUGCAAAUACGGUGACAAGAUCAAAAGAGUCUCCAUCUCUUUUGAUGCCUGUCAUGAUGGAUUUGAAAAAUGCAAUAUUGCUGCUAGAGCUAUGUCAAACCAAAUAGAGCAUGCUACGGGGAAAAAAGGGAAGGCUAAGAGGCGUCUGGAUACCUAUAUUGAUGAGGAAGUCGAGGUGUCUGAAGAUGCUGAUGUUUCAGAGGAUGAGGAUGAUAAUCAGAGUGAAGAUAAAUAUGAAGAUAGCUUCAUUGAUGAUGAGGCAACUCCAACUGGUGAAUUUACCCAAACUGAACAAGGCGGACGAAUCAGUGGGGACAUGAUGGGUUUCUACAGGCAAUCACUGCUUACUCAGUCCCCAGUACUUCUACCCUCAAGAUACCUCGAUGUUUCCGACAAUUCUGCUUCUUGGACUGGUAAUGCAAGCUGUUCUUCAGAGGUUGGGCAUAAUUCUAUUGAGACUCCAAAAGAGCUUCAAACACAUCAUACCAUGGACCCAAGUCCAUCAUACCAACAAAGUUUACUGGGAAAAGCCAGUUUUGUUAAGGAUCAAUGUGGGACAACUUUCGCAAAUUCUGAAUCAUCAACUAAAUUGGAUUGCAGAAAGAGAAAGCUAAGCUUCCAGCAACCUGCCACGAUCCCUGUAAUAAACCUUGAACCGGAACCAGCUCCAGAAUCAUCCUCACACAUUGCCACCGGAGUCACUGAUGACAAUUAUUACGAUGAUGCUUUCUUUGAGAACCUUGAUCUCGACGCUAUUGAAGCAGAAGCAACAGCGCUGUGGAGGCAAAAGACUUCACAGUCGACACAGAAACCGGUGGAAACUAAGAAAGCGUCAGACCUUAGCUUUGAACCUCCUCCAUUCGACCUGGGUUUCUGAUACCUCAUGUAAAAGUGAGCAUCCUUUUAGGAUACCAUCUACCUGCAGCUGGCCAUCUCACUCGAGCUGUGUGAGGCACAGAGCAUAUCACUCGAGCUUUUCUGCCAAGGUUUGAACCCGCACUACAUGACAACGCCACAGGAUCUGGCACGCUGCUGGUAAGAUCUCAGCUAUGAUAUUUAUGGGUGCGCUGGAAGAUCAGCGGGAGGUGGAUUUUGCAUAUACAUACUGGUGCUAGAAGUGUAUUAUCUCAGUACAGAAUUACAGACCCUGUAUAGUCUCUCCCCUGUAAAUACUCCCUGUAUAUAAGUGUCUGUCUGUAUGGAAACACUUGAAAAUUUUGUUCAUGACGGCACUGCCACUUUGCUGUACAGUAUUGGCCACGCUUUUCAAUCCUGAACCGACUGAUUUUGCA
This is a messenger RNA of Setaria italica (foxtail millet), 4872 nucleotides long. Its product is annotated as DEAD-box ATP-dependent RNA helicase FANCM. The transcript has 22 exons. Gene Ontology annotation, biological process: double-strand break repair via synthesis-dependent strand annealing; replication fork reversal; interstrand cross-link repair. Bases 99 to 4457 code for a protein of 1452 amino acids. Gene Ontology annotation, molecular function: four-way junction DNA binding; hydrolase activity; 3'-5' DNA helicase activity. The record is from RefSeq and is a predicted model, not a curated record. NCBI's taxonomy places the organism in Eukaryota, Viridiplantae, Streptophyta, Magnoliopsida, Poales, Poaceae.